CGAGGCCAUUCGCCCAGAUGAGGGACGGGAUAUUGUCCCUGCCGAUUGAUCUUCCAUGGACGGCUUAUGGCCGCGGGAUCAAGGCCGGGAAGGCGGUGAGAGAGGAGAUGGCGAAGAUCGUGGAGGCGAGGAGGGAAGAUAGAGGUGGAGAGGUGAGGGAUCUGUUGUCAAAGUUGCUGGAGUUUAAGGAUGAGGAAGGGAAGUGUUUGAGUGUGAAUAAGAUUGUGAAUUUCUUUGUGAGUUUGAUGGUGGCUAGCUAUGACACCACUGCUUCUGCAGCCAUUUCGGUUGUGUUUUUUCUUGCAGAGUAUCCACAUGUGUAUGAGGAGGUUCUCAAAGAACAAAAGGCGAUUGCAAAAUCCAAAGCCCGUGGUGAGAAUCUAACGUGGGAGGAUAUUGAAAACAUGAAGUACUCAUGGAACGUUGCACGUGAAGCGAUGAGGCUAGUGCCAACUUUAGCGGGAUCAUUUCAGGAAGCCAUGGCCGAUAUCUCCUUCGCAGGUUUCACCAUUCCUAAAGGAAUGAAGACAUUCUGGACGGCGCACUCUUCCCACCACAACCCUGAAUACUUCCCGGAUCCGGAGAAGUUUGAUCCAUCGCGGUUCGAGGGGAGGGGGCCCGCGCCUUACACAUUCGUCCCAUUUGGAGGAGGAGCGAGAAUGUGCCCCGGGAGAACCUAUGCUAAACUUGCAAUAUUGGUGCUAGUGCACAAUUUGGUGACAAAGUUAAGAAUUGAAAAGGUUAUCCCUCAUGAGAAGAUGAUUUCGGAAUUUGCGGCUAAGCCUAGUCAUGGCCUUCAUCUCCACCUUUACCCUCAAUUGCCUUGA
Messenger RNA from Salvia hispanica, 827 nucleotides. RefSeq names its product beta-amyrin 6-beta-monooxygenase-like. NCBI's taxonomy places the organism in Eukaryota, Viridiplantae, Streptophyta, Magnoliopsida, Lamiales, Lamiaceae. Gene Ontology annotation, biological process: sterol metabolic process. The record is from RefSeq and is a predicted model, not a curated record. Gene Ontology annotation, molecular function: iron ion binding; oxidoreductase activity, acting on paired donors, with incorporation or reduction of molecular oxygen; heme binding.